GUGAUACGAAGAAGUAGCGACGAGGAAAAGUUGCUGUGCUUGGUACGUCAGCGUGCGGGACACCACUGUCAAACUGCUGUCAUCGUGAUUCUCAUCCUGGCCUGGGAAGGGAUCCCUCACCUCCUGGCUGACACGCUGUACAAAGAGCUGACACAGAGCCUCAGAAAGUACGGCUGUCCCACCAGCCGGAGGUGUGCGUUAAACGAAGAUCGUACUUGUGCUUGUCAAGGACUUGAUCCAGAAACUUGUGGAGCAUCAUUCUCAUUUGGCUGUUCAUGGAGUAUGUAUUUCAAUGGCUGUAAAUUUGCCAGAAGCAAAAAUCCCAGGAAAUUUAGACUUCUCACUGAUGACCCUAAACAAGAGGAACUUCUUGAAAAUAAUUUGCAAACUUUAGCUACCGAUGUGGCUCCGGUUUAUAAAAAGCUUGCUCCUGAGGCUUUCCAGAACCAGGUGGAGAACGAGCACAUGGGCCCCGACUGCCGGCUGGGGUGCAAGGACGGCCGGCCCUUCUCCGGCGUCACGGCCUGCAUCGACUUCUGCGCCCACGCCCACAAGGACACGCACAACAUGCACAACGGGAGCACCGUGGUCUGUACACUAACGAAGGAAGAUAACCGGAGAGUGGGGGUGAUUCCCAGCGAUGAACAGCUCCAUGUGUUACCUCUUUACAAAAUUUCACAAACAGAUGAAUUUGGCACUGAAGAGGGACUGGAAGCUAAGAUAAAAGCCGGAGCCAUACAGGUGCUCACAGCUUUUCCCAGGGAAGUGCGAAUGUUGGCUGAGCCACUCAGAGCUACAAAGAAGAAGAAACCAGACACAAGGAGGACCCCGACUGAAAAGCAGCCAUUAAUUGAUAAAAAAUACUCAACACCAGUCAAGCUGAAAACUGAGGCCCCAGAAAAUCUUGGCAACACUUUGCAUUGUUUAGGGAACAAAACAGAUGCUUUAAAACCUGGAAUAAAAAUGGAGGCUUCCGAUCACCUCUACGCCAUGAAACAUACUUCAAACACUACUAAAAAUUGCUCCAUAUUAAAACAGUAUACGGCGUCCUCCCCUUUCAAGGUGGAUAGUUUACAUCCUUAUUCCUCGUUAGCACAUCAGCCUGGCAUAACAGCAGUGACCAAUAUUCAACAAGAUUUUUCAGUUCCCUACGGGUAUUUUGAAUGCAGUAGCAAGCAACCUCACGUGACACCUUAUGUUAGUUGUAAGAACUUUGAUGUGUCGGUCAAAGAUUAUACUGGAAUUUUGCUGAACGAUAAGAUGAAUGGUGUGCCACCGAUUCUUCCAGAGGUCUCUGCGCCAGGCCCCCCAGCCCAUAAAGACCCCCUGCCCACUAUACUUGAACAUCAGCCAGAGAAGCAGAAUUGCCAGCUGCAGGCGGACAGCGCUCCCCCUUCGCAGGCGACGGGCUCUCGCGAUCCGUCGGUACCGCCCGGCUCUCCGGCAGAGGAUGCGGUGGGACACGAGGCCGACUGCUCCCGGGGGUGCCCGGCGGAACAGGGCAGCGCCCAUCGAGAACAGACGUGUGGUUUUGACUGUGCUGACGAAAAGCAAAGCAGUGCACUGGGCCAGCCGACUGAUUCGGAAGAAAAAGCUGAGGAAAUGUGGUCAGACAGCGAGCACAAUUUUUUGGAUGAUGACAUUGGCGGCGUUGCCGUGGCACCUUCUCAUGGUUCUAUCUUAAUUGAAUGUGCGAGGCGUGAACUCCACGCUACCACGCCUAUCAAAAAACCCAACCGCAAUCAUCCCACGAGAAUUUCUUUAGUUUUCUAUCAACACAAAAAUUUAAAUGAGCCAAAACAUGGUUUAGCCAUGUGGGAGGCAAAGAUGGCCGAGAGGGCGAAAGAAAAAGAAAAAGAAGCAGAGAGAUCGGGAGCGGAGAACAGUGAACUAAACUCUAGCAGCAGGAAAACAAAGCAAACAAGUGAAAACAGAGAUCUUUUUUAUGAAGACAAUGAGUUCAACCAAAUUCCAUCACGCCGAGCAUUAACAGUAACUAAGGAUAACGUAAUAACAGUAUCUUCCUACGCCCUGACGCGAGUGGCGGGGCCCUACAACCAUUGGGCAUAG
Molecule: messenger RNA, 2070 nt
Organism: Merops nubicus (carmine bee-eater)
Lineage: Eukaryota; Metazoa; Chordata; Aves; Coraciiformes; Meropidae
Product: methylcytosine dioxygenase TET3-like
Exons: 6
Biological process (GO): positive regulation of transcription by RNA polymerase II; oxidative demethylation
Cellular component (GO): nucleus
Molecular function (GO): DNA 5-methylcytosine dioxygenase activity
Source: RefSeq, a predicted model, not a curated record